Molecule: messenger RNA, 3802 nt
Organism: Solenopsis invicta (red fire ant)
Lineage: Eukaryota; Metazoa; Arthropoda; Insecta; Hymenoptera; Formicidae
Product: tetratricopeptide repeat protein 39C
Exons: 18
Coding region: 1098-3644 (848 amino acids)
Biological process (GO): cilium assembly
Source: RefSeq, a predicted model, not a curated record
CUCACGAACUUUUUACGUCAUAAAGGCGAAUUUUUUCUUCCUCUUGUUUUUCUUAUUCCGCGCGUACCGCGCGCGCUCAGGGUUACAAUAUGUACUUCUAAAAUCAAUAAUACUAGUAUAUAUCCAGCCCGGAGGUGGUGGCAGCAGCAGUGCGUUUCUUCAGCAGGGUUUAGUCAACCCGAUGCACGGCAAGGAUACGGUUCGCCGCUCGACAAUGUGCCGCGGUUCGCGUGCAUUUGUUAUACAAUGCUCGUCCGCAAUUUACCGAAAAGUUACAUUACUCCGGUAGUAUGUCAGUAGCCGGUAAUUAUCGAACUUUUAUAAAAACCGGAAGCGGCAUCAAGAUUGUGCAUCGUUAGAUAGUCUUCCCUGCGAUCCGGCAUUUGCAUCUUGCGUCCAGAUAAAUGCACAAUAAAACUCAUUCUUACGGCAGAGAUCUCGAGGAACAAAGAGUUUUGACUGUUUAUUGCUCCGUAUGUAAAUAAAUUCGAAAACGAUUGAUAAAAGAAAUAAAUGCAUCAAUAGAGAUUGGGGUGAUCAUGUAUGACGACAGAAGCUUAUAUAACAACUGCGGCUUGCAUUGCUUCAUCAGAUCAAAUACUCAUAUAAUAAAGGAGACACGUUGUGCCGCCUGAAAAGGGUAGCUCCGUCCCAUUGUCUAAAUCUGCCGCGUUACGCCGGAAAAUCAAAAUUCCGGGAAACACAAAAUUAGAUUUUAAAAUGUUCAUUAAAAGUAGCUCUUCCUGCUCUUGCGGCUUGUGCAAGGAGGAAAUGCGGCACUCGUAGGGAUGCAUCACCACCAUUCCCCCAGUGACGACAGCGGUAACCGCAACGCGGCUAGCACGCUCGUGACAUAAAUGAGAUAUUUUGCGUAUCCCGUGUAUAUUUUUCCGACCGUUGAACUUGCUUUUGAGACAAUAAUAAAUCAACAAUUAUCAGUAUGCUUGUGCGAGUGAGUGACCUUGGCGUAAACUCUCGGCUGACAGUCUCGCACGGUGGAAAGAUGUUUUCCACUUGACAAACACGUAGCCGGCAGAGUCUUAGGAGAAAGAUUUUCAUCGUCCAAAUCUCUUUAUAAAAUUCUUUUGGCGGGGAUAAUGGCGACGGCGGAAGAGACGAUGAAGGAUUGGAAGAUCGCCAGGACCGGCAUCUCCCUGCUGCUGAAUAACAAGACCGAGGAAGCUGAAGCUCUAUUUACCGAGCAUCCCCAUAGCUUCCACGUCAAAGCCGGCCGUUGCUUUGUACUCUUCAUGAAUGCCCUGAUGACUUUUGAAGACGACAAGUUCCAGCAAGCCACGUUACUGCUUAAGGAUAUGGAACGAGAAUGUGCGGGCGAUAUAGGAUGGCUGAAGUCUGUAAAAAGUAAAGUGUUUCGAGCAGAAGAGACCGACAAGGAUUACGUGAAUAAGCUAGAGCGUCAAAUCGUUUUAGCGGAUACGCAGGUGUUUUCGGCCGUUUCGUUGUUUCUUCAACAAGAGCUAACCGGAUAUGUUCGCGGUUGUUGGAUGCUUCGCAAAGCUUGGCGUGUUUAUCAGCAUGCGUAUAGCCAGAUCUCGCAACUGUAUCGUCGCACCUUUGGUACAAAUCCGUGCGGUUUUAGCCCCUGCUGCAUCAAUCCGACGAGUAACGGAUCUUCUGUGCAAAGCCCGCAGAGUCCAGAAUCUUCGGAAUGGUCAAUUCCAUCCUGCAACGGUUAUACGAACAACGUGACACCCGUAUCGUCGCCAUCAGGUCUGCGAAGCUCUCUAUCAAUGUUCUUCUCGCUCACUGGCAUCACGUCCGAACAACAGACACCCUUCGUGGAACCUACGGAGGUGACACGUUUAAUGUCGGCCGCAAGUUUCGGUUAUGGUAUAUACCAGCUGUGUGUGAGCCUCUUGCCGCCGUCUGUACUGAAAGUAAUUCACUUUUUCGGCUUCGAGGGUAACAGGCAAUCUGGUCUUACUGCUCUUAUGUACGCACGACUUGGCGAAGAUAUGCGCGCACCGCUUGCUACAUUAGCUCUACUUUGGUAUCACACGAUUGUACGUCCGUUUUUCGCACUCGAUGGAUGCAAUGUAAAAGCGGGCGUCGUGGCAGCGAAGCAACUGAUAGCUGAAUGUCAUGCCGAAUUUCAGAACUCUGCCCUUUUUCUCUUUUUUAUCGGCAGAAUGGAACGUUUGGAGACAAAUGUUGACGGGGCGCUAGAAGCGUUCGGCAAAGCUGUGGAGGUUGCGACUCAAAGGGAAGUCAAAUUGUUGUGUUUACACGAGGUUGCCUGGUGUCACGUAAUACGCUUGAGUUACGAUGAAGCGUAUCGAUCUUUAUGGCAGUUGCAGCAACAGUCGAGGUGGUCCAAGGGCUUCUACGCGUAUUUAGCUAUGGUUUGUUGCGGAGCUAACGGCAAAUUUGAUCUUCUCCUGUCGCUGUACAGCAAAAUCCUUCCUUGGUUUCACGAGACGAAAAGCGAGUCGCAACUCGACGUUUUUAUUAUGCGCAGGCUGCCAAAAAUUGUCGAUAAGGAGACCGGACAUCCUUAUACUGCUCUGUAUUAUAAAUUACUCGUAUACGAAUCAUUGUAUUUGUGGAACGCCCUUCCGUCCUGUUCCACCGAAUCGCUGCGGGGAAUAUCACAUGGUAAUAAUAGCUUGAUUUCCAAUGACGACGAGUACGACCCGAUGAGCGCGCGAAAUACUUUCUGUUGUGUUAACGCAGGGAAUUGUCCGGGUAUCGCGGCCAGUUGUAAUCAACGAUCCGCUUGGUACAUCAAACUCAUCAAACCUUUUGUUUUCUGCGUCAUUACGUCAAUGCUCGCGAUGUCCGUGUCCCACCUUUGCGAUAAAUAUUCCGCAAGUGCAUCAUUCAAAAUGAUCAAAGCGGAUUUGGGAAACCUGAGAUCUCAUUUGGAUACUCUCUCGUUAGAGGUGAAGAACGUAAUAGAGAUGCGCGAUGAGCUGAAAAGUAAAUUGAAGGAAGUGGGCACUGUGAUUCCAAAAAUGUCAGAAGCUAUUCUCAACCUGAGGAACGAAGUGUCUGAGGAGAUGAAUCUGCAUACGAAGAACCUGCUGAAGGCUCUGUCACUGGACACCGUCAGAAAUAUGGUGAGAAAUGAACUACAGACGUACGAUGCCGACAAAACUGGAAGAACGGAUUACGCUCUUGAAAGUUCAGGUGGCGCAAUUCUAUCGACACGAGACACCGAACCUUACUCGACCGGUGCACCUGUGCUCAAUCUGUUCGGCAUACCGCUUUGUCAACAGCAGAAUACACCCCGCGCCGUGAUACAGACCAGCGUUUUGCCGGGCGAAUGCUGGGCCUUCAAAGGCAGCAGCGGCAGCGUGGUGAUUCGAUUACUCGGCCGUGUGCAUGUAUCUGGAGUUAGUCUCGAACACAUCUCUUCAUUGAUAUCCCCAACUGGAGAGACUGCCACGGCACCAAAAGAUUUUUCCAUUUGGGGUUUAACGGAUCUGGAUGAUAAGAAACCUUUCUCAUUUGGCAGUUUCAUAUACGACAACACUGGUCCGCCGUUGCAGUACUUUGAAGUCCAGAAUCGAGCGAACCAAGCAUACGAGAUAAUUGAAUUGAAAGUCCACUCUAAUAGUGGUAAUCCAGAGUAUACAUGUAUCUAUAGAAUACGGGUGCACGGUACACUUGGUAAAAUAUGAAUACAUAUGAGAUCCUCGUUGAUUGACUGGACGUACCGAAACAGGUUGCCGUUUGAUAUAACAAAGAAUAUUGUUUGCUGCAAUAUUGAUUAGGCGCUGAAUGUAAAUCAGGACAGUAGGUAGUCGCUCAAUAAAAACAACAGGCCAGUUUAACGUAA